Messenger RNA from Penicillium salamii, 921 nucleotides. NCBI's taxonomy places the organism in Eukaryota, Fungi, Ascomycota, Eurotiomycetes, Eurotiales, Aspergillaceae. The record is from the annotation of a GenBank genome assembly.
AUGUCGCAUCACGCCCAAAUCGAGGAAGUCUCUGACUCCGACCCGGAGGAGGUCGCCCCCUCCUUCGACUCAGACGAUGAACUCCCCCACAAUGCCAUCAUCUCACCCGCAAACAUCCCAAAGGCCGCCCCAGCGCCCCAACAGCAGAUGCCCAUGCCAACAAUGCCAGCCCCCGAACCCCAGCGCGAAAUCCCCAAGCACUUCCAAUGUCUCUACCCAGUGUAUUUCGACAAGAGCCGAAGCCGCGCCGAAGGCCGCAAGGUCGGCGCGGAGCUCGCGGUGGAAAAUCCCCUCGCCAGAGACAUUGUCGAUGCAGUCCAAAUGCUCGGUUUGAACGCGGGCUUGGAGCCAGAGAAGCUGCAUCCCAAGGACUGGGCUAAUCCGGGCCGUGUGCGCGUUCAGUUGAAGAAUGAGAAUGGUCAAUUGGUGAAUUCCAAGAUCAAGAAUAAGCACCAUCUUUUUAUUCUCGUCGCACAGUUUUUGAAGGCCAACCCCACUACUGAGCAAUCGCCUUACCGGUUACGGAUCCGUGGCUUGCCCAUGCCUGAGAAGUUGCCGGAUGCCCCAGCUGCUCCGCGGGGAUGGAAGAUUGGAAAGAUCUUGCCUAUUCACUCGCCUGCUUACAGUGGUGGUGGUGUCAGUGAUAACCCGCUCAAGGAUGCUAUGGCUGAGAUGCAGGGCAUGCAGGGUCAGCCUGGUAUGCCGCAGAUGCCUGAUAUGGGCAAUAUGGCGCAGAUGAUGAGCCAAAUGGGUGGCAUGGGUGGACUGGGUAAUAUGCUCAGUGGAUUAGGCGGUAUGGGCGGUAUGGGUGGAAUGGGUGGAAUGGGUGGAAUGGGUGGAAUGGGUGGUAUGGGCGGCAUGGGUGGCGAGCCUUCUGGCGCGGAUAAGAAAAAGAAGGAAAAGAAGAAGGGCCGAGGAUGA